This is a messenger RNA of Scomber scombrus (Atlantic mackerel), 3167 nucleotides long. RefSeq names its product serum/glucocorticoid regulated kinase 1 (gene sgk1). Gene Ontology annotation, biological process: protein phosphorylation. Bases 1 to 1851 code for a protein of 616 amino acids. Lineage: Eukaryota; Metazoa; Chordata; Actinopteri; Scombriformes; Scombridae. The record is from RefSeq and is a predicted model, not a curated record. The transcript has 14 exons. Gene Ontology annotation, molecular function: ATP binding; protein serine/threonine kinase activity.
AUGAAGCUGGUGAACGGAGGAGGAGGAGGAGGUGGUGGAGGAGGAGGAGGGGGAGAGAAGACUGCCUUUUCCUUUAAGAAGUGCUCUGCCUUCCAGUUUGUCAAGAGGAAGGUGCGAAGAUGGAUGAGGAAUCCCAAGGUGAGCGUGGAAAAAGCUCAGGGGAAAAGCCUCCUCUACUCCUGUCCCAGGUGUCCACUGGCCGAGGACCUGUGUUACGCCCACUUCCCCUCGCCUUACGGCUGCUGCCACUACACCGGUCUGCAGGGCUGCCAGUACUACCACCAGGAGCCGUCCUCGCCGUGCCCAGCCAGCGGGCAAAGUAGCGGCCAUGACAAGAGCAAGGGCUGCAAGGUCAGGAAGUGGAGGAUGCUGGCUCGCCAUCAUGGUGAUGGCACAGGCAAGCAGAAGGAAUCAGAGUCAGAUGUUCACCUAGGAUGUUGUCAGUCUUGGGGGAUCCAUGCCUCACCCCACCUGGCCAGCCCUGUCAUGCUGGAGUGCUCCAUCUGCAGUGGGCCCUACAUCAGCUAUACUAUGGAUGAUACCUGGCAGCCACGCCAGCGCACACAGGCGAUGGACCUGUACUACCACAAUGAGUCAGACCCGGACAGCUACUGUUGCCCUGGCGACAACACUUUCAUGAAACAGAGGAGAAUGGGUCUGAACGACUUCAUUCAGAGGCUUGCCACAAACUCCUACGCCUGCAAGCAUCCUGAGGUCCAGUCUAUUCUGAACCUGAGUCCUCCCCAGGAUGCUGAGCUCAUGAACUCUAAUCCCUCUCCUCCUCCCAGCCCAUCCCAACAGAUCAACCUCGGUCCAUCCUCUAACCCUUCAGCCAAACCCAGUGACUUCCACUUCCUUAAAGUGAUCGGCAAGGGCAGCUUUGGCAAGGUCCUGCUCGCACGCCACCGUGCAGAUGACCAGUUUUACGCUGUCAAAGUCUUACAGAAAAAGGCCAUCCUCAAGAAGAAGGAGGAGAAACACAUCAUGUCAGAGAGGAAUGUGCUACUAAAGAAUGUCAAGCACCCGUUCUUGGUGGGCCUACACUACUCUUUUCAAACAGCGGACAAACUAUAUUUCAUCUUGGACUACAUUAAUGGAGGAGAGUUGUUCUACCAUCUACAAAGGGAGCGCUGCUUCCUUGAGCCCAGAGCCAGGUUCUAUGCAGCAGAGAUUGCCAGCGCACUGGGCUACCUCCACUCCCUCAACAUUGUCUACAGAGACCUGAAGCCAGAGAACAUUCUGCUGGACUCCCAGGGACAUAUUAUUCUCACAGAUUUCGGCCUGUGCAAGGAGAACAUUGAACUCAAUGGGACCACGUCAACCUUCUGCGGUACACCAGAGUAUUUAGCUCCUGAGGUGCUACACAAGCAGCCAUAUGACAGGACAGUAGACUGGUGGUGUUUAGGAGCUGUUCUCUAUGAGAUGCUCUAUGGCCUGCCUCCAUUCUACAGCCGUAACACAGCUGAGAUGUACGACAACAUCCUGAACAAACCGCUACAGCUGAAACCCAACAUUUCUAACGCAGCCAGACACCUGCUGGAAGGCCUGCUGCAGAAAGACCGAACCAAGAGGCUGGGCUGCACAGAGGACUUUAUUGAAAUUAAGAACCACAUAUUCUUCUCCCCCAUCAACUGGGAUGACCUCAACGCCAAGAAGAUCACCCCUCCUUUCAACCCCAACGUGACGGGACCCAAUGACCUGCGGCACUUUGAUCCAGAGUUCACAGAUGAACCGGUGCCCAGCUCCAUCGGCUGUUCCCCUGACAGCGCGCUCGUCACAGCCAGCAUCAAAGAGGCUGCUGAGGCCUUCGUGGGCUUCUCCUACGCCCCUUCUAUGGACUCCUACCUAUAGGAUUUAAAUAAAGGCACUCAAAGUGAACUGAUAUUUAGACUUACAGGACAUGAACUUGUGCCAUGUCCAAUGCACUUGCAUCUUGACCCCAACCCGCAUUUCCUGUUAGGAUGGUGGAUAUUUCCGAACCAACCCCUGCAACAACUCUGCAUCUACAAAGACCCUGCGUUCAUACAUGAUACAUGUGUACAUGCCAUAAUCUCUCCAACUCUUGAAUGCAUUUAAGAAGCUACAAGAGGAUGUCUGCCAUAACUAAAUGACUCAUUGGGGAUGAAAUGCAAUCCUCCAUCUUACCCUGAUUUACCAACGCACAAAUUCUUUAACUUCCCACAACAGACACAAAAGGUCCUUUGCACAUAGCUCAGGCAGCUUAAAAUCCCCCUCAACCCUGAAACCACAACCGACAAGCACACACACCAACCUCCAUCUUUUAUCAAAAGAGGAAGGCUGGACCAUACCAGCCCUGAAAAGGAUUUGCUUCUGCAUCCAUGUAGCGAAACACUUCCCUCUGUCCACCCAUGGGGACCUACCUUCACUUGAGUAGCUUGGAAACGACAUUCAUUUUGGUGCUUUAGUUUCUUCUUAUUUACUUUCUGUGUGUUUGAAAAAGGGAGUCAUUUGAAGCUGAAUGUUACAGAGGGGGACGUUUUAUUUCUCUCAAAGGUGCCUUUAUUUUUUUUCUCUCCAUCAGAUUUCACAUCUUUUGGGUUUGUCUGUGUCCAGUUCAGUGUCAUUCAGUCAUGUUUCAUCUACUCUACAUCUGACUGCAGAUGGAAGGAGUUAGGUUUAUUUUUUAAGACACCAGAGAGGAGCGAUGUAGCACUGACUAAAUACACCAGUUCUGUCUUUAACAUGUAAGAUGUGGGAACUCAUAUGAUGUGUCUUAUCUUCAUUUGCACAUAAAAAAAUAAUGCUGAUAGAGAGAGAAUGAGAGCACUGCUGCUAUAUCAUAGGUGAGAAAGAGAUUGAUUUGUUCUGAAGUGUUUAUGUGGUUCUGCUUGUCAGCUGCGUCCCCCUCAUAUAGUCUUCCAUUUGCCUCACAAUAAUGCAACGGCGGUCUGCCGCUGUUCCGACGACAUCGAAACUGAACAUUCCAUUUUAAUAUUGCUGUAAUGCAGUUUGACGGUAUUUAAGUUUGUUUGUAUAUUUGGAGUCAUGUGUACUACUUUUAAUGUAUAUUGAACAAAAAAUGACUAAAGGUAUGCUUAAAUAUGUAUAUGUAACAAUUCAUGUUAAAUGUACUGUAAAUUGUAAAAUUGUUUAAGAUUUAUGUGACCAUGUUUGGUUUGCAAUAAAAGUUUAACUUUAUUAUACCU